Messenger RNA from Odobenus rosmarus divergens (Pacific walrus), 417 nucleotides. RefSeq names its product phospholipase DDHD2-like. The transcript is spliced from 3 exons. Gene Ontology annotation, cellular component: COPII-coated ER to Golgi transport vesicle. NCBI's taxonomy places the organism in Eukaryota, Metazoa, Chordata, Mammalia, Carnivora, Odobenidae. The annotation marks the transcript as partial. The record is from RefSeq and is a predicted model, not a curated record. Gene Ontology annotation, molecular function: triacylglycerol lipase activity; metal ion binding.
GAUUGAACCGAUGGUGGUCCCAGGAGUGGAAUUUGAGCCAAUGCUGAUCCCACAUCAUAAAGGCAGGAAGCGAAUGCACUUAGAAUUGAGAGAGGGCUUGACCAGAAUGAGUAUGGACCUUAAGAACAACUUGCUAGGUUCACUGCGGAUGGCCUGGAAGUCUUUCACCAGAGCUCCAUACCCUGCCUUACAGGCUUCAGAAACUACAGAAGAAACUGAAGCAGAAUCUGAAUCAAGUUCAGAGAAGCUGAGUGAUGUUAACACAGAAGAGACCCCUGUGGCAGUUAAAGAAGAAGUCCCACCCAUCAAUGUGGGAAUGCUGAAUGGAGGCCAGCGCAUUGACUAUGUGCUACAAGAGAAGCCCAUUGAAAGUUUUAAUGAAUAUUUAUUUGCUUUACAAAGCCAUCUGUGCUACUG